AUGCCUCUUGUAAAUACAGAUAAUGAUGAUGAUGAUACUUAUUCAUUGUCUUCAAUAACAAAUUCUGAUGAAGAUUUUGAAGAAGCUCAUUCUUAUGAUCAUCGUUUAUGUAGUCGAUAUGCAUCAUGUAAUAAAAAGAAACAUGAACAUUCAUCAGAUGAUUCAACUAAAUUAACAAAGCAUUCAAAGAAUUCAAAAUUCGUUGUAGGUUCUAUACGACCUAUUGCCAAUCAACCAGGACGUCGACAAAAAUACGAUGGAUGUAAAUGGCGUCGUAUAUGUGAUAAUUUCAAUUGUUCAGUUUAUUUAAGUGGUGUUCGUUAUAUUGAAAAAGGAUUAUGCCGAAAACAUUGUUUAUUUAGUACAGAAAAUAAUGUAUCCGCUGAAGCGGACAAUUCAAUUAUAGAAGAUACAACAAGAACAAUAUUGGACAAAAGAUAUACUAAAAAAACACCUGCUCGACAUAAAACUAAACGUAACAAAUCACCUAAACGUGGUGAUUUAAUGAUUGACACUGAUGGUAAGGGUCUAAAAUAUGAUGGUCAUUCUUGGCGUUAUACUUGCACGAAUAAUAAUUGUAAAUCUUACCUUGUGAGAAAUGGUUUUUGCCAGCGUCAUUAUUUGGAAAUGAAAAAAAAACAAUCAGAAAAUUCUUCUACCUCAAAUAAUAAUCAACAAGAAAUCUCUUCCACUUCAAAUAAUAAUCGACAAGAAAAUUCGACAAUGAAAUCGAAAAGCAUACGAACAAAACCAUCAGUUGUAUUAAAACCAAAAAAAGGAGAUAUUCAACUUAUUCGACAAUUAUGGAACGGUACAAAAUGGUAUUCAUUAUGUCAUCAUCCUACUCAAAAUUGUACAAAACGUUCGACAGGAAAACACCAUCGAUAUCUCUGUGAACAACAUUAUAAAGAAUCUCAAGAAAAACAAAAAAAUCCAAAUUUAAUUGAUGAUAAUGAUAUUAUAAUAGAAUCAACAGCUAAAAGAAAAAAAAGUAUGUAA
Molecule: messenger RNA, 999 nt
Organism: Adineta steineri
Lineage: Eukaryota; Metazoa; Rotifera; Eurotatoria; Adinetida; Adinetidae
Source: the annotation of a GenBank genome assembly